Molecule: messenger RNA, 684 nt
Organism: Rotaria sp. Silwood2
Lineage: Eukaryota; Metazoa; Rotifera; Eurotatoria; Philodinida; Philodinidae
Source: the annotation of a GenBank genome assembly
AUGGAUAAAGAAAAAUCUAUGAACGAUACAGAUAGUAAACGUACUGAACGACUUGCACGUUUAAAAGAACUUCAUUAUCGACGUAAUGAAGCUCGAAAACUAAAUCAUGCUGAAGUUAUUGAAGAAGACCAUCGAAAAAGUCUACCAACAAAUUAUGAACGGCGUUGUGAACGUGUUAAAAAACAAGAAGAACAAAAUAAACGACGACGUGAAGUUGCUGAUGCUGGUCUUGAUUAUGAACGUGUUGAACAACUAGAUUGGACAGCUGAAGAAUGUGAUAAAUGGGAGAAAAAACGCAAGAGAAAGAAUCCCGAUGUUGGAUUUGAUAAUUAUGAGCAAUGUACUUAUCGUGCUUACACAAAAUUGACUGCACAAAUAAAACCUGAUAUGGAAGCAUGUAAUAAGCAAAAAGAAGAAUUAGGUGAAGAUUAUUAUGCAACAUCAAGUUCAUUGAUUCAUGGUACACAUAAGCCAAGUGAAACAGCAGUUAAUCGUAUGGUUGAAGAUCUUGAACAACAAUAUUCGAAACGUGGAAAAUUUUCUCGACGACGUGCAUUUGAUAUUGAUGCUGAUAUCGAUUAUAUUAAUGAACGUAAUCGGGCAUUUAAUAAGAAAAUCGAACGUUAUUACGGGAAAUAUACAGCCGAAAUCAAGCAAAAUUUGGAACGUGGUACCGCUGUUUAA